This is a messenger RNA of Acanthochromis polyacanthus (spiny chromis), 2708 nucleotides long. Its product is annotated as nucleolar complex protein 3 homolog. Bases 141 to 2522 code for a protein of 793 amino acids. Lineage: Eukaryota; Metazoa; Chordata; Actinopteri; Pomacentridae. The transcript has 21 exons. Gene Ontology annotation, cellular component: nucleolus. Gene Ontology annotation, biological process: DNA replication initiation. Gene Ontology annotation, molecular function: chromatin binding. The record is from RefSeq and is a predicted model, not a curated record.
UGAGCGACACGAGGCCGGACUUCGGUCUCUGCUUCCGGGUCUCUGCUCGACACGCGUGCGGCCAAAAACACUCAGAGAGCCGCGAGAGGAGGACGGAGUUCUGCUGGUUGUGUGGAGACGGUCGGAGAGUCUGAUCCAAGAUGGGGCCGCCUCGGUCCAAGAAGCGCCGGCCGACGUUCCGCCGCCUGCUGAAGACCAGCGGCGUGAAGCUGGAGAACAAGCUGAAGAACCGGCAGAUGAAGCAGCAGAACGUCGCCAAGAAGCAGCGCAAAGAGCAGAAGAGGCUGCGACAGGCGGUGAAGGGCGUGGCCUCAGACAUGCCCCGCCCCCUGGAGACCUACCGCAGCCCACCAGGUGAGGAGGAGGAGGAGGAGUUUCUGGAGUCGCUGCCCACAGACAUGAUGGAGGACGACGACCUGCAGCAGAUGACCUCAUUGGCCCAACGAGCCUCCUUCAUCACCAGAGAUCUGUCGUCAUGCGGGCCGGUGCACGGCGGUAAGAAGCGCAGCUCGGAGGUGGUUCGUAGCUAUGAGAAGGUUCCCAGAAAGAUGGCGAGAACGGAGGAGAAGGAGGUGAUCCACCUGCUGCCCAUCAAAGACAAGACAGGACUGAUCCCUCAGAGCAUCGAGAGAGUUGUAGAAAAGAAGCCAGAAGAUGAAGACGAAGAAGAAGUUGCAGCUGAACCGGACGAGUCAGACAACGAGGUGGCGCUGCCUCAGCUGACUCCGGCUCAGAUAGAGCGGCUCAGAGUGGAGAAGAUCAACCAGAAGAAGAUGACCAUCGGCAGCCUGGGAUCAGCCAUUGUGUCCGACCCCAUCAGCAGCGUGAAGCGGCUGAAGGAGCUGAGGGGGAUGCUGAUGGAGGCCGACCCCAGCGUGGCGGUGACCGUCAGGAAGCUGGUGAUGGUUUCUCUUAUGGAGAUCUUCAAAGACAUCGUUCCCACCUACAGGAUCCGACCGCUGACCGCCGCAGAGAAAACCGCCAAGGUAAAGAAGGAAACUCGGCAGCUGCGGGAGUUUGAGGAAGGCUUGGUGAGUCAGUACAAGUUCUACCUGGAGGACCUGGAGCAGACCAUCAAAGACUGGAAGCAGAAGAAGAAGAAGCGCAGCCAGGCGGUGGGCUUCGAGUCGUACCGAGGCCUGGCUGAGGUGGCCGUCCGCUGCCUCUGUGAGCUGCUGCUCGCUCUGCCGCACUUCAACUUCCACAACAACAUCAUCGUGGUGCUGGUUCCUCUGAUGACCGACCCGGACAAGAAGGUGUCGGCUAUGUGCUGUGAUGCGUUCAGGAAGCUCUUCCAGCAGGACAAAGUGGGUGGGGCCUCGCUGGCCACCGUGCGCGUCAUCUCCGGCCUCGUGAAGAGCCUCAACUACAACGUCAAGCCCGAGGUGCUGCGGACGCUGCUCAGUCUGAGGAUCAAGGAGGUGGAGAUGAAGAAGGACCUGGAGGCCACGGCACCAAAGAAGAAGUUCAUGAACAACAAGGAGAAGAAGAAGAACCUGUCCAGGAUGCAGAGGAAGUGGCAGAAGGCUGAGGAAAAGCUCCAGAAGGAGCUGCUGGAGGCUGAAGCCUCAGAGAGCAAAGAGAAGAAAAUUAAACUGCACACAGAGACGCUGAACAUCGUCUUCCUCGUCUACUUCAGGAUUUUGAAGAAAGCUCAGAAAUCAGUUCUUCUUCCUGCAGUUCUGGAGGGGCUGGCAAAUUUUGCUCAUCUCAUUAACUUGGAGUUUUUUGACGACCUGCUCAACGUGCUGCAGAAUCUCAUCCAAUCAGGAGAUCUGACCAAUCAGGAGAGUCUGCACUGCAUCCAGACCGUCUUCACCAUCCUGUCAGGACAAGGUGACGUCCUGAACAUUGACCCUCUGAACUUCUACUCCCAGCUGUACCAGAUGUUGCCCCGCCUCCACGCAGGGGCGCCCAGUGAUGAUGUCAUCAUCCUGCUGCGGUGCCUGGAUGCCAUGCUGACUCGCCGCAGGAAGCAGGUGAGCCUGCAGAGGGCGAUGGCGUUCAUCAAGAGACUGAGCAUGCUCAGUCUCCACGUCCUGCCCAACGCCAGCGUGGGAAUCCUGGCCGCCAGCAGGGCCGCCAUGCACUCCUUCCCUAAGUGUGACUUCCUCUUGGAUAAUGAGGUCCAGGGCAGCGGGUUCUACCUGCCGGAGCUCGACCAACCAGAGCACUGCAACGCCCAGAACACAGCGCUGUGGGAGCUACACACACUGCAGAGACACUACCACCCAAUUGUGCGUCGGUUUGCCGUUCAUCUGAGUCUCGGAGCUCCAAGUGACGGUUCUGCAGCUCUGAGUGUGGAUCUGAGCCGGAGGUCUCCGGUAGAACUGUUCCAUGACUACAGUGUCAGAGACAUGACCUUUAACCCACCUGUAGCUCCGCCCACCUCCAAGAAGAAGGAACACCUGGUGGGAACGUCGCUGCUGGACGCUGAGCUCCAGAGACGAGUGGAUGACGUUCUAAACGCCGCCGAGGACUCACAGCUGGACUUCACACAAACACACAGAACCACACACUGAGGUUCUGCUGAUGUUCUGAUGGACUUUAAAUGACUUCAUGUUCUGUUGACGUUUCGGGUUCUUUAUUAACCGAAUAUUUUUUAUUAAAGUUUGUAUGUUUUCAGAACGUUCCGGUUCUCUUGUAGUAGAACCUGAAUGUUCAGUGAAGGAACUAAAAAUAAAAACAUCCUGAAUGUGUUAAAGCUG